GAUCAGCCAGAAAAUUUAGUCUGCACUUUGGCUUUAAAGUGGUUAGAUGUGUUUGUGGCCGUCGUGACAAGUUGCUUGUGGCGUCGAUUCUUGAUUAAAACAAUUUGCAUUGCUUUUUUACGAUAAAAUACGAAAUUUGCUACAAUGGCACAACAUGAUACACUAUUUAACCGCCCAGGUCCAAAUCGUUUGAAGGCAACAGAUGUCUACCGCACCGCUGACCCUACACAACCAGUUAAAAUUCGUUUCUCCAAAGAUGGUUUGGGAGCUGAAGAACCAAUUUCCAUUCCCGGCUUACUUAAACGUUCUGCCAACAAUUAUCCAGAUUUUCCAGCCCUAAAAACAAAGAAUGAAAAGAAGGAAUAUACAACCGUCACAUAUAAACAAUAUGAACAGAAAGUGCAUCAGACUGCAAAGGCCUUUAUCAAGUUAGGACUGGAGCCACAUCACUCUGUGGGCGUGCUAGCCUUCAAUUGCGCGGAAUGGUACUACUCAGCAAUGGGCGCCAUACACGCUGGUGGUAUUAUUGCCGGCAUUUACACCACAAACUCAGCGGAGGCUGUAAUGCAUGUGUUGGAAAAUUCUCGCGCACAAAUUGUUGUGGUCGACGAUGCCAAACAAAUGGAAAAAAUCCGCUCCAUUAAAGACAAAUUACCACUAUUGAAAGCGGCUAUACAAAUACAGGAGCCUUAUGCACCGUUCAUGAAGAAGGAAGACGGCUACUAUAGAUGGUCAGAAAUUGAUGCCAUGAAUGUCAACGACAUGGAGAAUGAAUUGAAGACACGUCUGGAAAAUAUUGCCAUAAAUGAAUGCUGCUGUUUGGUCUAUACGUCUGGUACCGUUGGUAUGCCAAAGGGUGUUAUGUUAAGUCACGAUAACAUUAGCUAUGACACACGCGCUAUUGUUAAAUCAUUGGAUCGCGUCACUAUUGGCUCUGAGGUCCUUGUUUCAUAUUUACCAUUGUCUCAUGUGGCAGCACAAACUGUGGACAUAUACACAAUGACUUUAAUAGCUGGCUGCGUAUAUUUCGCUGACAAGGAUGCACUUAAAGGAACAUUAGUCAAAUCAUUACAAGAUGCACGUCCAACAAGAUUUAUGGGUGUACCACGUGUGUUUGAGAAAUUUCAAGAACGUAUGGUUGCCGUUUCCGCUUCAAGUGGUAGCUUCAAAAAAAUGCUCGCAAGUUGGGCAAAGGGUAUUACACUCAAACAUUAUAUGGAAAGUCAGGGUAAAAACUCAGGUGGAUUCCGUUACAACAUUGCAAAGAAAUUGGUUAUGUCAAAAGUUAAACAAGCACUUGGUUUCGAUCGUUGUAUUACAUUGGUUAGUGCUGCAGCACCUAUGUCACCUGAAACUAAGAAAUAUUUCCUCAGCUUGGAUUUAAAAAUUUUGGAUGCUUUCGGUAUGUCGGAGACGGCUGGCUGUCACUCUAUAUGUCAACCCGAUACACAACAUUUAAAUUCCAUUGGCAAAACUAUGCCUGGCUGUGAAACUAAAGUAAUCAAUAAAGAUUCGAACGGACAUGGCGAGUUGUGUUUACGUGGACGUCACAUUUUUAUGGGCUAUAUAUACAAUGAAGAAAAAACAGAAGAAUCAUUAGAUGAUGAUUGUUGGAUACAUUCAGGAGAUGUCGGUUAUGUAGAUGAGAAAGGCUACAUUUAUCUAACAGGACGUUCUAAGGAAAUUAUUAUCACAGCUGGUGGUGAAAAUAUUCCACCAGUACAUAUAGAGAACUUAAUCAAAAAGGAAUUAGAUGGCAUCUCCAAUGCGUUCUUAGUUGGCGAACAGCGCAAAUAUUUAACUGUUAUGGUUACUAUUAAGACAGAAAUGGAUCGUGACACUGGUGCGCCAUUGGAUGAGCUUUCCCAUGAGUCUUUAAUGUGGAUGAAACAGUUAGGAGUAGAACAUAAAACACUUAGCGAUAUUUUAAAUGCCGGCCCUUGUCCAAAGGUUUGGAAAUCAAUUGAAGAUGGCAUUAAGGCUGCGAAUAAGCAUUCCAUUUCCAAUGCGCAAAAGGUGCAGAAAUUUGCUAUUUUGCCACAUGACUUCUCCAUUCCUACUGGCGAAUUAGGUCCUACCCUGAAAGUCAAACGCAAUGUAGUUUCUAAGCAAUACGAAGACGUCAUUGAGAAAUUGUACGCCUGAAACGUUUUAAAUACCAAAAAUAAAUCCUGAAACUAAAAGACCAAAAAUUAA
Teleopsis dalmanni is the source of this 2196-nucleotide messenger RNA. RefSeq names its product very long-chain-fatty-acid--CoA ligase bubblegum (gene bgm). Gene Ontology annotation, molecular function: long-chain fatty acid-CoA ligase activity. The transcript has 9 exons. The coding region runs from base 145 to 2145 and encodes 666 amino acids. Lineage: Eukaryota; Metazoa; Arthropoda; Insecta; Diptera; Diopsidae. The record is from RefSeq and is a predicted model, not a curated record. Gene Ontology annotation, cellular component: endoplasmic reticulum; membrane.